AUGCCCUACGAGAACUCCGAUUGCAUGGAAGAGCGAAGAAACACUGAGCAUGAACCUUGUGAAGUGGAAGAUUUUCAGGCUCCUACACGCGAAUUGCCUCAACUUCCGUGCUCAAUGCUACCCGCGACGAAUCCUGAGCCAGCAGCUGGCCUGGAACAUGCAACAUCGGAUGAGUUUGACAUCGAAGAAGUGGUAGAUUCCAGAGCAAUGGAGAACAUGGGCACUCUGGAAGAGGGUCACACUAGCACAGAAACUAACGAGGACCAAGUCGGUGGGCAGCUACUGCUACCGCUGCUGAGCCUACUUGAUGACUUGCGUUUGGAAAACUGUCAGGAAGGGGAGGAGAUCCGGGCGGAGCUAGGAGACAGUGGUGAAGAGGCACCAGACAUACAAGUUGAUGAGACCAUCGUGGCAAGCAUUUCAAAGCUAGUCGAUAGUCAGGAGGGUUGUGACGAUAGAGCGGUGCCAAACUCUUUGCCUUACGAAGAAUUAUUGACUGGCAAACCCUCGGUCGUUGCCCUGCCAACACACAUUCUGCGCAGAACCUUGUCUAAGGCUGCUACUCAACAACAUGUCCUGUCCAGCCACCUGCCCACUCUGCAGAUGCGUGUUCACGAGUGUCCAGGUUAA
Messenger RNA from Protopolystoma xenopodis, 630 nucleotides. The record is from the annotation of a GenBank genome assembly. Lineage: Eukaryota; Metazoa; Platyhelminthes; Monogenea; Polystomatidea; Polystomatidae.